AUGCCCCAUUCCAUCGAGAGCAUUGAGACGGUCGGAGGAGGCAACAGUGUUGGUGUUGGAUGCAUUAGGCAUACAAACUUCCCUGAUGGUGCCCACUUCAAGUUUGUGAAGCACAGGAUCGAUGCUAUCGACACUGAGAACUAUGGACUAAGGGAGAUGUUAAACAAUGAUGAGAUAAAAGCCGGCAAAGAACAGGCUAUGGGUCUCUACAAGGCUUGUGAAGAGUACCUCGCAACUAAUACCGAUGUCUUUGCCUAA
Messenger RNA from Sesamum indicum (sesame), 258 nucleotides. The record is from RefSeq and is a predicted model, not a curated record. Lineage: Eukaryota; Viridiplantae; Streptophyta; Magnoliopsida; Lamiales; Pedaliaceae.